Messenger RNA from Polyodon spathula (Mississippi paddlefish), 1516 nucleotides. RefSeq names its product suppressor of IKBKE 1-like. NCBI's taxonomy places the organism in Eukaryota, Metazoa, Chordata, Actinopteri, Acipenseriformes, Polyodontidae. The transcript has 6 exons. Bases 140 to 763 code for a protein of 207 amino acids. The record is from RefSeq and is a predicted model, not a curated record.
UGUGUGCCAGGCGCUAGGACCCUGCAGGCGCGGCCCGGUCCAGGAGCGGAAGUGAAGAGGCGGGCAGGCCGGGCUGGAGAGGCAGGGGCCCCGGGGUCAGGUACGCGGAGACACCGCUGAAGGGGGUCCGAGAGCAGGGAUGGCCUGUACGAUGCAGAAGAUCUUGGGAGAUGCCCGCACUCUGCUGGAGAGGCUGAAAGAGCACGACGUGGCAGCAGAGUCUCUGGUCGAGCAGUCUGGAGCCCUGAACCAGCGCGUGGAGGGCAUGAGGGAGGUGGGCAUGGCCCUGCCAGACAAGUACAAGGAAGAUUGCCCAGAACUGAAGGACCUGUCCAAAUACAAACCCCACAUUCUGCUGACGCAGGAAAACACCCAGAUCAAGGAGCUGCAGCAAGAGAACAGGGAGCUGUGGCUGUCCCUGGAGGAGCACCAGUACGCUCUGGAGCUGAUCAUGGGGAAGUACCGCAAGCAGAUGCUGCUCUUCAUGACGGCCAAGAAAAAGAUGGACACCAAGCCAGUGCUCAGCCUCCACCAGGAGCACUCCAAGGAGGUGCAGGUCCAGGUUGAUCGGGUCUGUGAGAUGGGAGAGAUGAUGAGGAAAGCGGUCCAUGUGGACGACCAGCACUUCUGCAGCGUCCAGGAGAGACUGGCACAGCUUGAGCUUGAGAACAAAGGUCUGCGUGAACUCCUGUCAAUCAGCAGAGGGCCUGUGAAGCAGCAACGACAGCAGAAGAGCGAGCCGUCUGAAAACACAACAAAAUAGCACCACCUUGUGGCCAAAGCGCUGUGGUGCACUGCGAGCAAAACCACCUCACUGCCAGCCUUCUGCCCCUCUCUACACUCCCAGCAGCAGCAGCAGUUAGACUGUCAGUAAAGGGGCUGGACAGGAAGGCUAGACUCCUCGAGCCUUCUGACACAAUGAACGAGGCGAAAUCGUUGUCAAGAUGUGGAAAAUCAUUACCUUUUUUAUGCAUAACCACAUUUCAUCCUUUUUUAAAAUUAUUUUUUUUUGCCAUUCAGUGUUGGCUUUUACUCUUUGCUGCGGUCCUUUUAAAAAAAAAAAAAAAACCCUCGACCAGCUGGCUGGGGAAAGCAAGCAUGUUUUAUGUCUGUCUUCUGUGUGCACGGGACAGCAGUACAGAAAUCCACCCAGACUGUCAAAGCACCGGCUCACACAGCUGGCACUGGGCAUUCCAGUCCAGUCUUCAAAGCAGUUCAGGGAUGGCAGUAAGACUCCUGUUGCAUAGCGGUUUUACCCAUUCCAGGUUGUGCUAUCAUCUUGAUCAGCCACAGCGGGCAGGCAACAAGCUCAGGUGUGUCUUAUUAAACUCGCAGUGAAACUGGACCUGAUCAGACUGCUAUGCGUCCCUGCUUGGAAAUAUCCGCUCGCUGAAGUGUGUUUGUCAUCCUCUGUUGUAAACACGGCAGCCUGCUCAGUAAUCUCUUCACCUGAGAAACGACUUCAUUGGGGUUUUGACAGACCAGGUUAAGGUUCGCAAGGACUUUGGUGGGGGGG